GAAGCGAUGGACGUGAGCGGUCCUUUCAACUGUCCCAUCUGCCUAGAGCGACUUCGGGAGCCCGUGACGCUGCCCUGCGGCCACAACUUCUGCCUCUCCUGUCUGGAAGCCCUCUGGCCGCACCGUGGGCCGGGGGGAACCGGGGGCCCUGGGAGCACUGCCCGCUGCCCCCUGUGCCAAGAGCCCUUCCCCGACGGGCUGCAGCUACGUAAGAAUCACACGCUGUGCGAACUGCUGCAGCUUCGCCAGUCUGGUCCGGGCCAGACUCCAGCUACUGCCCCGGCCCCAAAUCAAGCCCCAGCCCUGGAGCCCUCGGCCCCCUGCGCCCCAGAGACUUGGCCAGAGAGCGAGGAGCCAGUGCGCUGUGACGCGUGCCCCGAGGGCGCGGCCCUUCCCGCGGCGCGAUCCUGCCUCUCGUGUCUGGCCUCUUUCUGUACCGCCCACCUGAGGCCCCACGAGCGUAGCCCAGCCCUGCGUGGCCAUCGCCUGGUGCCCCCCUUGCGCCGGCUCGAGGAGAGCCUUUGUGCUCGACACCUGCGGCCCCUGGAGCGCUACUGCCGAACGGAGCGAGUUUGCGUGUGCGAUGUCUGUGCGGACCAGGAACAUCAUGGCCACGAGCUACUUUCCCUGGAGCAAGAACGGGCUCUCCAAGAGGCUGAGAGCCCCCAGGUCCUGAGUGCAGCGGAGGACCGCUUGGAUGAGCUGGGUGCUAGCAUUGCACAAUCUAGGAGGACUGUGGCCCUCAUAAAGAGCGCAGCACUGACAGAACGGGAGAAGGUGAGCCAAUUGUUCACUGAGGCAAUAGGUACCCUCCAGGGCUUCCAGUCCGAAGUGAUGGGCUUCAUUGCUGAAGGCGAGGCUGCCAUGCUAGGUCGGGCACAGGGAGAGUUGCGACAGCAGGAGGAGCAGAGAGCCCGGUUGAGCUCGGCCCGACAGAACCUGAAUCAGGGCCCUGAAAUCGACUCCAUUAGUUUUCUGCAGGAACUUCUGGCGCUGAAGUUGGCACUGGAGGAUGGGGGUGGCCCUGGAACAGGCCCCCCAAAAGAACUGAGUUUUACCAAAUCAUCCCAAGCCGUGAAAGCUGUUAGAGACCUCCUGACUUUGGCCUGUGCUAACCAGUGGGAGUUUCUACAGGGAAUGGGCAGGGAUACGGAGAACUCACCGAAGCUGGGUUUGGAAGCUGAUGCAGAAUCUCAAGAUCCUGACAGCACCAAUGGUCUAGAAAGUGAGGAGUCAAGGGACUACUUCCUUAAAUUUGCCUUCAUCGUAGACCUGGACAGUGACACCGCAGAUAAGUUCCUGCAGCUCUUUGGGACAAAGGGCGUGAAGAGGGUUCUGUGCCCCAUCAGCUACCCAGAGUCUCCCAUGCGCUUCACCCACUGUGAACAAUUCCAGGCCAUGUUCCUAGAGCUCUUCACCUGUGACCUCUGUUUGGAGCCUUCACAUGACAUCCAGUCACGAAGCAAGGUGGGAUGA
This is a messenger RNA of Gracilinanus agilis (Agile Gracile Mouse Opossum), 1476 nucleotides long. It is a transcript of the gene TRIM47, whose product is annotated as tripartite motif containing 47. Lineage: Eukaryota; Metazoa; Chordata; Mammalia; Didelphimorphia; Didelphidae. Gene Ontology annotation, molecular function: zinc ion binding. The coding region runs from base 7 to 1476 and encodes 489 amino acids. The transcript has 7 exons. The record is from RefSeq and is a predicted model, not a curated record.